AUGGUGCCAAUCGAUACCAGUGCUUAUGUGCUACAGGCUUCAUGGGUUUCCACUGCGAGACCAACAUUGAUGAAUGCAUGUCAGGCCCCUGUCUUCACGGGAGGUACACAACGGAAGCUUUCAUUAUCAGUAGAACUGUUAGUGCUUCUCCUGCUGAAAAUAAAACAUAGAUCCAGGGUAGGAGAUGUGUGUUCUUUAUAAAGAUAAAGUGUUGUUUUUUUAAAGGGGGGGAAAUGGUUGCAGAAAUGGAGGAUAUAAAUGGUGUGUAAUGGUGUGUAAUGGUGUGUAAUGGUGUGUAAUGGUGUGUAAUGGCAGGUAAUGGGAAAUAGUGCUUGUGUACUGUACACACGUCGUAUCUGCAUGUCCGUUUGACCUUUAUUACCUCAGUUUAAAUUCCCAUGAAAUAGUGAUUUCAGAUAUUUGCCUUCUCUCAGUGUUUUGUCUUUUAAUAUACUAGAGACCUACACCGGAGUGGGAACUGGGGCUUGGUAAUGCUAUAUAGGUCUGUUUUGUUCCUCUGCUUUUUAAUACAUUUAGAAAGUUUCUCUCCAUCUUCCCAGGUGUAUUGAUGGAGUGGAUGUGUAUCACUGCCAGUGUGAAUGGGGAUGGACUGGUGCCAGAUGUGAAACUAACACUGAUGUGAGUUGAGCUUUAUGAUAGUUGGGUAUCUGGUAAGACCAUCCUACAUGGGACUCAUCAUUACAUAACAUGGUCUCGUUAGAAUAUGUUAAAAUAGUGUCAUUUCGCUAAACAUUGUAGUUAUAUGUCACCCAAACUGACAUGAGUUAUUUGUCAUUUACAGUGACAUAUGACUUAUAUUUCACUAUGGUGACAUAAAAUAGUGUAAUUUCACUAUGGACGCAAGUUUUAUAUUUUGGAAAAGUGACUGUGCAUCGCAUCUCCUUAUUAUACAACAUUCCGAAACAUGCGAACCAGGAAGAUCAAGAUGAUUAGUCACCAUUCUAAUCAGACCAGAGCUGCUCCAGUGUACCGUCUCUCCUCUUUCCCAUCCACAAUCAUAUCGAUUCUCCUACAGCAUCAGUCAAUUGAGCUACAUGAUCAUGUAAGCAUCGUAUAAAUACCUGAUUAAAAGGAAUCGCCUCACCCUAAUCCCUAAUUGAUUUUAAUACCCAGCCCAGCUUCAGUAGGCCUCUAGAGAGAGAACACUGGGCUGAUAGAAUAGAAUGCUAAUGCAGCCGGAAUGUCUCCCUGAGGUUCCGCUCUGGAAUGCACAAUCAGAGGCUCUUAUUGUCUCCACUUAAAGACACCAUUCUAAUCUAGAAUUCUGCACAUACUCUUUUAACUCGUCAUCCAACAUAGUCAAUUACGGAUUUUAACAGUCAUGUUUUCAUAUGCAGGCCUAUGUAUUCAUAUUCAAGUCAUUCUCUUACGAUAUUGUUUAUCUAUAUAUCUGUGUUAGUACCACCUUGCAGUUGGUGGAUAUUUAUAGUUACCAUAUUCGUGUAGAGUAGGUGUGCUAAUCUAGGAUCAGGCCCCCCUGCCCAUGUAAUAUCAAUAAUAUGAUCUAAAAGGUAAACGUGAUCUUAUCCUACAUCAGCACUCCUACUCUGAGACACUUUAUAAAUACAGGCCCCGGUCUCGUGUUUUACUUGAUGCUAUUUUCCCAUCUACAGGAGUGUUCUUCCAGUCCGUGUCUGAAUGGUGGGUCCUGUGUGGACCUGGUUGAUAAAUAUGCAUGUUUCUGUCUGGAUGGAUACAGUGGAAAGAACUGUGACAUUGACAUAGACGUCUGUCUAGAAACCCCCACCAAUGUCUCCCUGUGUUUAAAUGGAGGGACUUGUCUCGAUGGCGAAGGGUCCAAUUUCACCUGCAGGUCAGUGAAUCUAUUCAUCCUGUAGUCAUGUGUAUGUAUAAUACAUAUCAAUAUAUACAUAUCUGUAUUUAAUAUGUACAUGUAGAAACUUUGAUUAUUUUAUAUAUAUAUAUAUAUACUUUUGCUCCAAGGACUCAUUUGAAUAAUCCAUUGUAAAGACUCAUAGAUGCUUAUAACAAGUUACAAAGCCUGAUACCUGUCGGCUGUAAGUGAAGUGGUACAACAUUAUCCACUGUUAUGAAAUGCAUGUUUUGACACAGUCUAUGUAUUAUGAGUUCAGUUAAAUCACCGCCUCCAAUCAGACUAAAGUCACGCUGCCCCCUCUUCUCUCAGAUUGAGAUGCAUCUGAUUGGUUUAAUGUCAUGUUGCCACAGCAACAGAACCAUGUCAUGUCAUUUCCUAUUAACACCCUCUCCCUCCCCUGUGUGAUGGAUGAAGUCUAUCUCAAUCAGAGGAAGGCUGGUCUCACUUUAAACCAGAGGACUGUUCAUAGUAAUGACUGGAAUGGAAUUAAUGAAACACUUCCAAACACAUCAAACACAAUGGUUUCCAUCCGUUUGUCACCGUUCCGUUGAUUCCAGUCCAGCCAUUACUAUGAGCCGUCCUCCUUCCCUUCACAUUCUGAUUACGGACAGAACCUGCACUGCAGUAACAGGGUGUAGAUUUACCACGGCGUGGGUCCCUCGACGUCUUGCUGUUAAUUACACUGUCUUAGCUUUAGCACAUAUGCUCAGGUUCAGGGCCACAAGUCACUGUGCCCUAGUGUAAAGACAGAGGUUCGCGUCCCAAAUAGUACCCUAUUCCCUACAUCUGUUGACCAGAGCCCUACAAGUCCUGGUCUAAAGUAGUGCACUGUAAAGAGGAUAGGCUACCAGUUGGGACACAGACAUGGAAGGGCUGCCUGUCUGCCUGCAGUAAUGUUUUGUCUGUUAUCAACAGUUGUCGCGCUGCAGCAUCUGGCUCUGUAUACUCAAUUAUCAUUCUGUUUGUUUUUGUGAAACGAAUGCUGAAGUUGUAUGCAUAUACUUUACUUUCUCGUAUGCUAGGUUUGCUUUUGGUUAACAAAUGCUGCGUUUUGAUGGGUAUACAGUAUAUGCCAUAUGUUGUAAGUGAUUUUGUAAAGAAGGCCUGUUCUAUUGUCUCCAUUUCCCUGGUGACAAGUCACAUGUCAAUCUAAUGUCUCUUUAACAUGCAUGACACAAUGUGUUGUAAUCAUAAACUAUACGUGAGGGAAUAACACUCUUUCUCAUUAGAUAAUGGAUACAAGCAUGGAUGUUAUAGGUUGCAACCAGCGACAGACUGCAUGUAGUUCAGUCAAUUUGGUAUAUAGAGAUCCAUCCAAUAUUAUGCGUGGUCUCAGGAUUGCAACAGAUUGGAUGGUUGAAUGCGAUGUCUGGAUUUGAUGGCAAUUCAACCAGCCUCGGGGACAAGCAGCAUGGGGACGGUUUAAAUUGCAGUUCAAUUUCCUAGCUUGGUUAACAGUUGGAUGUGGAUGUGUUCCAAAUGCCCUUUCUAGUGCACUAUAUUUUACCAAAACCCAAUGGGCCUCUAGUCAAAAGUAGUGCACUGUUUACAGGUAGGUUGUAGGGUGGUAUUUGGGAUGCAAGUAGUGUCUCCUUGAAGUAAGACGUCCGUCCUCAAUCUCUUGGUGUCUCCAGAGUCCUAUAGGAAUGCAUUUCAGCCACAUUAUUAUAAUACCCAUGGACAUGAAUAGGACGUGAUGGUGAGAAUGCAUUAUAGAGAUUGUUACUCUAUGUUGUGUGUAGUAAAACUGCUUUCCCCGCAAGCUAUCACUGUCAAUACUGCAGAGUAUUUUAGACCAGUUAAAUGCAACUUAUAUGCCACUGCUGAACUUAAUACGGUAACACUUUACUUGACACCCAGCACCAUAACACGUUAUCACCAUGUCAUAAUAUUUCAUAACAGCUGACAUAACUUGUCAUAACCUGUUAUAAUAUGGUCAUAACACUGUCAUGACACAUAUAUUUAGACCUGUUGUGACAUAUAUUUAGUUAUUUUAUGGCUGGUUAUGACACCUACAUAAGAGUGUCAAAACCCACAAACCCUACCACCAAAGGUAAAACAUUCCAUUACACCGUAGCCUACUUGUCUACAGUAUGUUUAUGUUAUAUAUAUAUAUAUAUAUAUAUAUAUAUAUAUAUUUUUUUUUUUUAAAUUAUCAUUGUAAUUGCACACACAUUGAUGUCAGACAUGCACCUACCCCAAUGCUCUGUCGCUGAUGACUGGGAUGAAUGCAGGAGCAGAUUUCAGGAGCAGGACAAGACACCCUCUUUUUGACUGAUGACUGACAUAAGGGCAUGUACGUGAUAGGCCUAUCUGGCUCAUAUGAUUAUGAUGGUCAUAAUGCUUCUUGACAGUGUCAUAGUGUAUUUUCUUAGUCCAAGUAAAGUGACAAAGGAUGUUCAUAAUGCUUCAUGACUGGAUCAUAAAGUAUAUUUUCUACAAGUUAUUUAAAAUAUGAUGAAAAAAACAUGACUGUAAAGAAUUCAUUACAACAACAACAAAGGAUUCAAGAAACAAACUUUCAAACGAAAAUAAACUUAUUGGCAGGGAAAAAAAUAAUUUGAAUAAAUGUUGGUUUUGACACUCUUAUGUAGGUGUCAUAAUCAGCCAUAAAAUAAUGCAUAAAAUAAUGCAAUAUAUGUCACAACAGGUGUAAAUAUAUGGGUCAUGACAGUUAUGACCAUAUGAUGACAGGUUAUGACAAGUUAUGUCAGCUGUUAUGACAUAUUAUAACAUGGUUAUGACCCUGUUAUGACACUGGGUGUCAAGUAAAGUGUUACCCUUAAUACUGUCUGUAUCCUUCAGAAACACAACCAUAACCCUAUAUGGCAUGCUUUUUUUUAUAUGAAUGCAGUUAUACAGUAGUGAUAGACAGUAAGAUUAUACUCCAUAAUAUACACCCAUCUAGUACUGGGUCGGACCCCCCUUUGCCUCCAGAACAGCCUCAAUUCUUCGGGGCAUCGAAAUGUUGCUCAAUUUUUAUCAAGGGACCUAACGUGUGCCAGGAAAACAUUCCCCACACCAUUACACCACCGCCACCAGCCUGUACCGUUGACACCUGGCAGGAUGGGGCCAUGAACUCAUACUGCUUAUGCCAAAUCCUCACUCUGCCAUCAGCAUGAAGCAACAGGAACCAGGAUUCGUCGGACUAGGCAACGUUUUUCCACUCCUCAACUGUCCAGUGUUGGUGAUUCCGUGCCUACUGGAGCCGCUUCUUCUUGUUUUUAGCUGAUAGGAGUGGAAGCCGGUGUGGUCGUCUGCUGCAAAAGCCCAUACGUGACAAGGACAGACGAGCUGUGUGUUCCGAGAUGACUUUCUGCACACCACUGUUGUACUGCGCUAUUAUUUGCCUGUUAGCUUGCAUGAUUCUUGCUAUUCUCCUUUUGACCUCUCAUCAACAAGCUCUUUUUCGGGCCACAGGACUGCCGCUGACUGGAUGUUUUUUGUUUGUCGCACCAUUCUGGGUAAACCCUAGACCCUGUCGUGUGUGAAAAGCCCAGGAGGCCAGGCGUUUCUGAGAUACUGGAACUGGCUCGCCUGGCACCGACGAUCAUACCACCGUACCACGCUCAAAGUAGCUUAGGAUCAUACCACCAUACCACGCUCAAAGUAGCUUAGGAUCAUACCACCAUACCACGCUCAAAGUAGCUUAGGAUCAUACCACCAUACCACGCUCAAAGUAGCUUAGGAUCAUACCACCAUACCACGCUCAAAGUAGCUUAGGAUCAUACCACCAUACCACGCUCAAAGUAGCUUAGGAUCAUACCACCAUACCACGCUCAAAGUAGCUUAGGAUCAUACCACCAUACCACGCUCAAAGUAGCUUAGGAUCAUACCACCAUACCACGCUCAAAGUAGCUUAGGAUCAUACCACCAUACCACGCUCAAAGUAGAUUAGGAUCAUACCACCAGACCACGCUCAAAGUAGCUUAGGAUCAUACCACCAGUACCACGCUCAAAGUAGCUUAGGAUCAUACCACCAUACCACGCUCAAAGUAGCUUAGGAUCAUACCACCAUACCACGCUCAAAGUAGCUUAGGAUCAUACCACCAUACCACGCUCAAAGUAGCUUAGGAUCAUACCACCAGACCACGCUCAAAGUAGCUUAGGAUCAUACCACCAUACCACGCUCAAAGUAGCUUAGGAUCAUACCCUCGUACCACGCUCAAAGUAGCUUAGGAUCAUACCACCAGACCACGCUCAAAGUAGCUUAGGAUCAUACCACCAGACCACGCUCAAAGUACCUUAGGAUCAUACCACCAGACCACGCUCAAAGUAGCUUAGGAUCAUACCACCAGACCACGCUCAAAGUAGCUUAGGAUCAUACCACCAUACCACGCUCAAAGUAGCUUAGGAUCAUACCACCAGACCACGCUCAAAGUAACUUAGGAUCAUACCACCAGACCACGCUCAAAGUAGCUUAGGAUCAUACCACCAGACCACGCCCAAAGUAGCUUAGGGUCAUACCACCAGACCACGCUCAAAGUAGCUUAGGAUCAUACCACCAUACCACGCUCAAAGUAGCUUAGGAUCAUACCACCAGACACGCACUCUCAAGUAGCUUAGGAUCAUACCACCAUACCCACGCUCAAAGUAGCUUAGAUCAUACCACCAGACCACGCUCAAGUAGCUUAGGAUCAUACCACCCAGACCAUACCACCAUACCACUCUCAAAGUAGCUUAGGAUCAUACCACCAUACCACGCUCAAAGUAGCUUAGGAUCAUACCACCAUACCACUCUCAAAGUAGCUUAGGAUCAUACCACCAUACCACGCUCAAAGUAGCUUAGGAUCAUACCACCAUACCACGCUCAAAGUAGCUUAGGAUCAUACCACCAGACCACGCUCAAAGUAGCUUAGGAUCAUACCACCAUACCACGCUCAAAGUAGCUUAGGAUCAUACCACCAUACCACGCUCAAGUAGCUUAGGAUCAUACCACCAGACCACGCUCAAAGUAGCUUAGGAUCAUACCACCAUACCACUCUCAAAGUAGCUUAGGAUCAUACCACCAUACCACGCUCAAAGUAGCUUAGGAUCAUACCACCAUACCACUCUCAAAGUAGCUUAGGAUCAUACCACCAUACCACUCUCAAAGUAGCUUAGGAUCAUACCACCAUACCACGCUCAAAGUAGCUUAGGAUCAUACCACCAUACCACUCUCAAAGUAGCUUAGGAUCAUACCACCAUACCACGCUCAAAGUAGCUUAGGAUCAUACCACCAUACCACGCUCAAAGUAGCUUAGGAUCAUACCACCAACACGCUCAAAGUAGCUUAGGAUCAUACCACGCUCAAGUAGCUUAGGAUCAUACCACCAUACAUCUCAAAGUAGCUUAGGAUCAUACCACCAGACCACGCUCAAAGUAGCUUAGGAUCAUACCACCAUACCACGCUCAAAGUAGCUUAGGAUCAUACCACCAUACCACGCUCAAAGUAGCUUAGGAUCAUACCACCAGACCACGCUCAAAGUAGCUUAGGAUCACUCAUUUGGCCCAUUCUAACGUUCAAUAGAACAGUAACUGAAUGCCUUGAUGCCCGUCUGCCUGCUUUAUAUAGCAAGCCACAUCCACGGACACGUGACUCAUUCUGUUUCUUCUACUGAAGACUGUAUAAUACUGUUUAAGAUGUUAUUUUAGAAAAAGAUGGACACAACUUUCUUACAGUAAAACAAACAUUGAAUCUUUAUUUUACUUUGGUAAAAAAAAAAGUAUAUAAAGUAAAUGUAUAUGUGUACUGUAUAUGUAUGUGUGACUAUAUAUGUUAAAUAUGUUAUAUAUGUUAAAUAUGUUAUGUUAUAUAUGUUAAAUGACAUCUAUAAAAUAUCCUUGUCUUCUCCCAGUUGUCCAGCAGGUUUCAUAGGGGACUUCUGUGAGAUGGACGUUAAUGAAUGCUGUUCAGAUCCAUGUCUCCACGGGGCUAUCUGCCAAGACCUGCUUAACGGAUACGUCUGCCACUGCAGGGCAGGUGAGUACAUUAACUAAGAUUGGUAACAGUUAUAAUGCAUUACGAGGCUGUUAUAAUGAAGCAAUAAGGCAAGAGGAGGUUUGGUAUAUGGCCAAUCUACCACGGCUAAGAGCUUUUCUUAAGCGCGACGCAACGUGGAGUGCCUGGAUACAGCCCUUAGCCGUGGUAUAUCGGCCAUAUACCACAAACCCCCCAGGUGCCUUGUUGCUAUUAUAAAAAGUCAUUUUGCUUCAUAUCCAUGGCAUAUUGUCUGAUAUACCACAGCUUUCAGCCAAUCAGCAUUCAGGGCUCUAACUACCCAGUUUAUAAUGCGUUAUAUGACCUGGUUCAUGGCUACAUCUGCCACUUCAGGGCAGGUAAGUCACUGGACAUCAACUAAGAUGGGAGGUGAAUCUCAAUAGUAGGAAGGUGUUCCUAAUGUUUUGUACACUCAGUGUAUAUAUUAAUGUUAUAUGAAAUACAGUACCAGUCAAAAGUUUGGACACACCAACUAAUCCAAGGGUUUUUCUUAAUUUUGUACUAUUUUCUACAUUGUAGAAAAAUAGUGAAGACAUCAAAACUAUGAAAUAACACUACAUGGAAUCAUGUAGUAACCAAAAAAGUGUUAAACAAGGGCUAUUUGACCAAGAAGGAGACUGAUGGAGUACUGCAUCAGAUGAUCUGGCAUCAACUAUCACCGACCUCAACUCAGUUGAGAUGGUUUGGGAUGAGUUGGACCGCAGAGUGAAGGAAAAGCAGCCAACAAGUGCUCAGCAUAUGUGGGAACUCCUUCAAGACUGUUGGAAAAGCAUUCCAGGUGACUACCUCAUGAAGCUGGUUGAGAGAAUGCCAAGAGUGUGCAAAGCUGUCAUCAAGGCAAAGCGUGGCUACUUUGAAGAAUCUAAAAUCUAUUUUGAUUUAUUUAACACUUUUUUUGGUUACCAAAUUAUUCCAUACAGUGGGGAGAACAAGUAUUUGAUACACUGCCGAUUUUGCAGGUUUUCCUACUUACAAAGCAUGUAGAGGUCUGUAGUUUUUAUCAUAGGUACACUUAAACUGUGAGAGACGGAAUCUAAAACAAAAAUCCAGAAAAUCACAUUGUAUGAUUUUUAAGUAAUUAAUUUGCAUUUUAUUGCAUGACAUAAGUAUUUGAUCACCUACCAACCAGUAAGAAUUCCGUCUCUCACAGACCUGUUAGUUUUUCUUUAAGAAGCCCUCCUGUUCUCCACUCAUUACCUGUAUUAACUGCACCUGUUUGAACUCGUUACCUGUAUAAAAGACACCUGUCCACACACUCAAUCAAACAGACUCCAACCUCUCCACAAUGGCCAAGACCAGAGAGCUGUGUAAGGACAUCAGGGAUAAAAUUGUAGACCUGCACAAGGCUGGGAUGGGCUACAGGACAAUAGGCAAGCAGCUUGGUGAGAAGGCAACAACUGUUAGUGCAAUUAUUAGAACAUGGAAGAAGUUCAAGAUGAUGGUCAAUCAACCCUCGGUCUGGGGCUCCAUGCAAGAUCUCACCUCGUGGGGCAUCAAUGAUCAUGAGGAAGGUGAGGGAUCAGCCCAGAACUACACGGCAGGACCUGGUCAAUGACCUGAAGAGAGCUGGGACCACAGUCUCAAAGAAAACCAUUAGUAACACACUACGCCGUCCUGGAUUAAAAUCCUGCAGCGCACGCAAGGUCCCCCUGCUCAACCUAGCGCAUGUCCAGGCCCAUCUGAAGUUUGCCAAUGACCAUCUAGAUGAUCCAGAGGAGGAAUGGGAGAAGGUCAUGUGGUCUGAUGAGACAAAAAUAUAGCUUUUUGGUCUAAACUCCACUCGCCGUGUUUGGAGGAAGAAGAAGGAUGAGUACAACCCCAAGAACACCAUCCCAACCGUGAAGCAUGGAGGUGGAAACAUCAUUCUUUGGGGAUGCUUUUCUGCAAAGGGGACAGGACGACUGCACCGUAUUGAGGGGAGGAUGGAUGGGGCCAUGUAUCGCGAGAUCUUGGCCAACAACCUCCUUCCCUCAGUAAUCAAUCAAUUUCAAUCAAUUUUAUUUUAUAUAGCCCUUCUUACAUCAGCUAAUAUCUCGAAGUGCUGUACAGAAACCCAGCCUAAAACCCCAAACAGCUAGUAAUGCAGGUGUAGAAGCACGGUGGCUAGGAAAAACUCCCUAGAAAGGCGAAAACCUAGGAAGAAACCUAGAGAGGAACCAGGCUAUGAGGGGUGGCCAGUCCUCUUCUGGCUGUGCCGGGUGGAGAUUAUAACAGAACCAUGCCAAGAUGUUCAAAAAUGUUCAUAAGUGACAAGCAUGGUCAAAUAAUAAUCAGGAAUAAAUCUCAGUUGGCUUUUCAUAGCCGAUCAUUAAGAGUUUGAAAACAGCAGGUCUGGGACAGGUAGGGGUUCCAUAACCGCAGGCAGAACAGUUUAAACUGGAAUAGCAGCAAGGCCAGGCGGACUGGGGACAGCAAGGAGUCACCACGGCCGGUAGUCCCGACGUAUGGUCCUAGGGCUCAGGUCUCUCAGUUGGCUUUUCAUAGCCGAUCAUUAAGAGUUGAAAACAGCAGGUCUGGGACAGGUAGGGGUUUCGUAGCCGCAGUAAGAGCAUUGAAGAUGGGUCGUGGCUGGGUCUUCCAGCAUGACAACGACCCGAAACACACAGCCAGGGCAAGUAAGGAGUGGCUCCGUAAGAAGCAUCUCAAGGUCCUGGAGUGGCCUAGCCAGUCUCCAGACCUGAACCCAAUAGAAAAUCUUUGGAGGGAGCUGAAAGUCCGUAUUGCCCAGCGACAGCCCCGAAACCUGAAGGAUCUGGAGAAGGUCUGUGUGGAGGAGUGGGCCAAAAUCCCUGCUCCACUGUGUGCAAACCUGGUCUAGACCUACAGGAAACGUAUGAUCUCUGUAAUUGCAAUCAAAGGUUUCUGUACCAAAUAUUAAGUUCUGCUUUUCUGAUGUAUCAAAUACUUAUGUCAUGCAAUAAAAUGCAAAUUCAUUACUUAAAAAUCAUACAAUGUGAUUUUCUGGAUUUUACAGACCUCUACUUGCUUUGUAAGUAGGAAAACCUGCAAAGUCGGCAGUGUAUCAAAUACUUGUUCUCCCCACUGUAUGUGUUAUUUCAUAGUUUUGAUGUCUUUAUUAUUAUUCUACGAUGUAGUAAAUAGUAAAAAUAAAGACAAACCCUUGAAUAAGUAGGUGUGUCCAAACUUUUAACUGGUACUGUAUAUACCUGGUUAACGCAACCUCUAACUGCAGGGCAGGUAAGUCACUGUUACAGUUAUACAACUAUUUGUAGUCCAGCGCAUAUCCAGUAAGUCACUGGACAUGGACACAGUUCUGCUUUAUCGCUUUUCUAGCAGGCCUACAGUGGCUUGUGAAAGUAUUCACCCCCCUUGGCAUUUUUCCUGUUUUGUUGACUUACAACCUGGAAUUAAAAUUGAUUUUGGGGGGGUUUGUAUCAUUUGAUUUACACAACAUGCCUACCACUUUGAAGAUGGAAAAUAUUUUUUUUUGUGAAACAAACAAGAAAUAAGACAAACAAACAGAAAACUUGAUAGUGCAUAACUAUUCACCCCCCCCCCCCCCCCCCCCCCCCCCCCCCCCCCCCGCCACCCCAAAGUCAAUACUUUGUAAAGCCACCUUUUGCAGCAAUUACAGCUGCAAGUCUCUUGGGGUAUGUGUCUAUAAGCUUGGCACAUCUAGCCACUGGGAUUUUUGCCCAUUCUUCAAGGAAAAACUGCUCCAGCUCCUUCAAGUUGGAUGGGUUCCGCUGGUAUACAGCAAUCUUUAAGUCAUACCACAGAUUCUCAAUUGGAUUGAGGUCUGGGCUUUGACUAGGCCAUUCCAAGACAUUUAAAUGUCUCCCCUUAAACCACUCGAGUGUUGCUUUAGCAGUAUGCUUAGGGUCAUUGUCCUGCUGGAAGGUGAACCUCCGUCCCGGUCUCAAAUCUCUGGAAGAGUGAAACAGGUUUCCCUCAAGAAUUUCCCUGUAUUUAGCACCAUCUAUCAUUCCUUCAAUUCUGACCAGUUUGCCAGUCCCUGCCGAAGAAAAAAUCCUCACAGCAUGAUGCUGCCACCACCAUGCUUCAUUGUGGAGAUGGUGUUCUCGGGGUGAUGAGAGGUGUUGGGUUUGCGCCAGACAUAGCGUUUUCCUCGAUGGCCAAAAAGCUCAAUUUCAGUCUCAUCUGACCAGAGUACCUUCUUCCAUAUGUUUGGGGAGUCUCCCACAAGCCUUUUGGCGAACACCAAACGUGUUUGCUUAUUUUUUUCUUUAAGCAAUGGCUUUUUUUCUGGCCACUCUUCCGUAAAGCCCAGCUUUGUGGAGUGUACGGCUUAAAGUGGUCCUAUCGACAGAUACUCCAAUCUCCGCUGUGGAGCUUUGCAGCUCCUUCAGGGUUAUCUUUGGUCUCGUUGUUGCCUCUCUGAUUAAUGCCCUCCUUGCCUGGUCUGUGGGUUUUGGUGGGUGGCCCUCUCUUGGCAGGUUUGUUGUGGUGCCAUAUUCUUUCCAUGUUUUAAUAAUGGAUUUAAUGGUGCUCCGUGGGAUGUUCAAAAUUGUGGAUAUUGUUAUUAUAACCCAACCCUGAUCUGUACUUCUCCACAACUUUGUCCCUGACCUGGUCUUCAUGGUGCCGCUUGCUUGAUGGUGCCCCUUGCUUAGUGGUGUUGCAGACUCUGGGGCCUUUCAGAACAGGUGUAUAUAUACUGAGAUCAUGUGACAGAUCAUGUGACACUUAGAUUGCACACAGGUGGACUUCAUUUAAAUAAUUAUGUGACUUCUGUAGGUAAUUGGUUGCACCAGAUCUUAUUUAGGGGCUUCAUAGCAAAGGGGGUGAAUACAUAUGCACGCACCACAUUUCCGUUAUUUAUUUUUAUUUUUAAACAAGUUAUUUUUUUCAUUUCACAUCACCAAUUUGGACUAUUUUGUGUAUUUCCAUUACAUGAAAUCCAAAUAAAAAUCAAUUUAAAUUACAGGUUGUAAUGCAACAAAAUAGGAGAAACGCGAAGGGGGAUGAAUACUUUUGCAAGGCACUGUAUGUGUUGCAGAAUUCUGAUGAUGUACAAUGAUGAUUGACAUUAUCAAUAAUUUUGUUAGGAUUCAAAGCAAAUCAAUCUGUUUUUCAUCUCAGAGUAAAUUCAGAUAACAGGCCUAGAUAUCUUUAAAAACAUGUUGCAAUAGAUUCUAAAUGCUUUUCUUACCACUUCAAUGAUUUAUGGUGAAAAGCUAACACAGCAUCUCUUCAGGUGUGGAUGAAUCACUACUUGUAUUUUGCUUGCAGUUAUAGCAUUCAUUUGACAUUUUUACACUUUAGUCAUAUAGCAGACGGAUCUGUGUCUGCACCACGUGCUCUCACUACUGGUGUCCACCAGGGCUCAGAUCUGUGUCUGCACCACGUGCUCUCACUACUGGUGUCCACCAGGGCUCAGAUCUGUGUCUGCACCACGAGCUCUCACUACUGGUGUCCACCAGGGCUCAGAUCUGUGUCUGCACCACGAGCUCUCACUACUGGUGUCCACCAGGGCUCAGAACUCUGUCUGCACCACACGCUCUCACUACUGGUGUCCACCAGGGCUCAGAACUCUGUCUGCACCACACGCUCUCACUACUGGUGUCCACCAGGGAUCAGAUCUGUGUCUGCACCACGCGCUCUCACUACUGGUGUCCACCAGGGAUCAGAUCUGUGUCUGCACCACGCGCUCUCACUACUGGUGUCCACCAGGGCUCAGAUCUGUGUCUGCACCACGCGCUCUCACUACUGGUGUCCACCAGGGCUCAGUUCUUUGUUUUGGUGACAACACCGCCGCUUGACAGUACCACCGCUUACAGUGUAGUGGGCAGUAAUAUGUGUAUAUACAGUGUAUAUAAUAUUAUAAAUACCUCAUGUGACUCGUAAUAAGACUAAGCAAUUAGCCUAUUGAAAUGUUUAUCUGACUCCAGAAGAUAAUUAAAAUAUACACGCGAGCAUUAGGCAAUGAGUUGAUAUAGACUAGCAAGAAUUGGUCUGAGAAUGGUGUAUAUCAAAGGCAGAUAUUGAAUUAACAUUGUACAAUGAAUGGAUUCACAUACAAGACAUAACACUUAAGUUACAAGCAUUAACAAGCAUUAACAAGGCAUUAUUCCAAGCAUAUAGAUCCUAAGGUUAACUUACAUGACAAAUCAUGAACACAGAGAUGCUUACUAGACCAGAGGCCUAGAAGCCUAAGAAAUUAGAAUUGAUCAUACAACCUUCCUCCGUGGACUGGAUACAGGAUAAGAGACAGAACAAAGGCAUUUAAUUCCAUUUAUAACAUCUGAAUGUGUAACCUUUCAACCCAAAACCAGCCACCUUUGACCAAUCAAACGAUACCAAGUUCACAGUGUAACCUGACCACCAAGGCCCAAUCUCCACAGGGUGUCACAGCAUCUAAGAGCUUGUGUGGGGGAUGACACCAAUGUAAAUAUGACAGAAUUCCUGAGAGGACCAUAAAACAUUUUUGCACAUAGUAAUUCAGAGUUCACCCCUAUACAGAUACAAGUAACCGCAGAGAUCAUACAUCCAUAUAGAUAGCACCAGAGUUGUCCUCAGUGAACAAGUUUCAGAUAGAUACCAAACAUGGAUGCUAUAGCAUUAUUCUAUCACAUUCGGUAGUCAGUCCUCUGAAUACUGUAACGGAGAGAAACAUUUUGGCCCCUCAGAGGGGAAGGGCUGACUGGUCCUUUGGCGUUGUCCUCUGUCUUCCAACUCCAGGCGUCAGAGAGCACAUAAAUUAGGGCCGAGCCUACAACAGCUGCCACUGAAAAAACAGGGGAGACUGAAGUACUAGCACUAAUUGCGUAGCAGAGGUGAAAGACACACCUCUAAGCACUGAUUGGUGAUUGCCUGGCAGGGGUGAAGAAACCCCCCCCCCCCCCCCUUCAAGACAACCCUCCCACAAAUUAGCAGGACUGUUACACAAAUAGACCUGAAACUAAUCUAAAUCCACAUAGACGGUCACAAAUACUGAGCAAUCAGACAGUUCAAACAGCAAUGAUUAAGUAGGCUACUAUGUAAAACACAGCACUUAAAUGUAAUUGCCUUACAAGACAAUACCAACAGCUACUAUUGAGUCAACUGUCCUAUAAGACAAUACCAACAUCUACUAUUGAGUCAACUGUCAUAUAAGACAAUACCAACAGCUACUAUUGAGUCAACUGUCCUAUAAGACAAUACCAACAUCUACUAUUGAAUCAACUGUCCUAGAAUACAAUACCAACAUCUACUAUUGAAUCAACUGCCCUAGAAUACAAUGCCAACAUCUACUAUUGAAUCAACUGUCCUACAAGACAAUACCAACAGCUACUAUUGAAUCAACUGCCCUAUAAGACAAUACCAACAUCUACUAUUGAAUCAACUGCCCUAUAAGACAAUACCAACAGCUACUGAGCUGAUGUCCUUCCAAACUAUAGAUGACACACUGAGACUGGAGCCAAGUAAGGUUCCUUAAAUCUAUGAUUAUAAACUAUAGAUGACACACUGAGACUGGAGCCAAGUAAGGCUCCUUAAAUCUAUGAUUAUAAACUAUAGAUUACGCACUGAGACUGGAGCCAAGUAAGGCUCCUUAAAUCUAUGAUUAUAAACUAUAGAUGACACACUGAGACUGGAGCCAAGUAAGGCUCCUUAAAUCUAUGAUUAUAAACUAUAGAUGACACACUGAGACUGGAGCCAAGUAAGGCUCCUUAAAUCUAUGAUUAUAAACUAUAGAUGACACACUGAGACUGGAGCCAAGUAAGGCUCCUUAAAUCUAUGAUUCCAUUUCAAUUGAAGAACAACAUUUAGGCUCUUAUUCUAGAACAACACUUAGACUCUUAUUGUUGAGCUGAAUCUCAGGAGUGAGUCAAAGAACUACACUUCCCAGAGGGCACCAGCAGCAGCAAACCCGGCUGCUUGUCACCUGAUCAGUCAUUUUCACUGAUUUGGAGCACCUGUGAAGGCAUGGAGGGGCUCAGUCAUUCUGAAGAACAAACUUCAGAGAGAAGACUCCAAGUUCACUCACAGGUUCAGUCCAAAGACGCAAAGGGUAAAUGGUUAAUUCAUUGAAGUUAUUUAGAAUGUUUAAACUAAUUUAAGUUCAUUUAAAAUGUUUAAUUAAAAUGGUAACUUUUUGUUCUGUCUUUAAAGGUUUACAACCUAAUUUACUGGCUAAUUUACUGGACAGACCAAUCAACUGAAAGCAAACUAAAAAUAAAAAAGAUUGAGUCGGAAAUUUGAGUUGUCCCUGUGUCCUUUGGAUGGUGAACAAGAGGAGGACUUGACACUUAUUCUAGAAUGGGGACAUAGAGACAGUCCAAGUAGUAUAUUAGUCAACACAGCUUUCUUUGGCACGACAACAACCAUAGGAGUUCGCAAAACAGCACAAAGAGGUCUGGGACAUGGUAGUACAUGUAUUGUGACUUUGGUCGAUUGAAGGAGGCCACAUUCAGGAUCACUGGGUUGUCACAUGUCUAACAAAACACCUAGCCUAUAGCCUCUUUAAAACACCUAGCCUAUAGCCUCAUCAAAACACCUAGCCUAUAGCCUCAUUAAAACACCUAGCCUAUAGCCUCAUCAAACACUAGCCUAUAGCCUCAUAAAGCACCUAGCCUAUAGCCUCAUAAAACACCUAGCUAUAGCCUCAUUAAAACACCUAGCCUAUAGCCUCAUUAAAACACCUAGCCUAUAGCCUCAUUAAAACACCUAGCCUAUAGCCUCAUUAAAACACCUAGCCUAUAGCCUCAUUAAAACACCUAGCCUAUAGCCUCAUUAAAACACCUAGCCUAUAGCCUCAUUAAAACACCUAGCCUAUAGCCUCAUCAAAACACCUAGCCUAUAGCCUCAUCAAAACACCUAGCCUAUAGCCUCAUCAAAACACCUAGCCUAUAGCCUCAGGUCAUCUAUAGAUCUCUUCUAGGCAAAUCCCCGCCUUAUCUUAGCUCAUUGGUUACCAUAGCAACACCCACCUCUAGUAUGCGUUCAAGCAGGUAUAUCUCACUGGUCAUCCCCAAAGCCAACACCUCCUUUGGCCGCCAUUCCUUCCAGUUCUCUGCUGCAAAUGACUGGAAUGAACUGCAAAAAUCUCUGAAGCUGGAGACACUUAUCUCCCUCACUAACUUUAAGCAUCAGUUGUCAGAGCAGCUUACCGAUCACUGUACCUGUACACAGCCCAUCUGUAAUUAGCCCACCCAACUACCUCAUCCCCAUAUUGUUAUUUACAUUGUUAUUUAUUUUGCUCAUUUGCACCCCAGUAUCUCUAUUUGCACAUCAUCUUCUGCACAUCUAUCAUUCCAGUGUUAAUACGAAAUUGUGACUAUUUUGCACUAUGGCCUAUUUAUUGCCUUACCUCCAUAACUUGCUACAUUUGCACACACUGUAUAUAUAUUUUCUGUUGUAUUUUUUGACUUUAUGUUUUGUUUUACCCCAUAUGUAACUCUGUGUUGUUGUUUUUAUUGCACUGCUUUGCUUUAUCUUGGCCAGGUCGCAGUUGUAAAUGAGAACUUGUUCUCAACUGGCUUACCUGGUUAAAUAAAGGUGAAAUAAAAAACAAAAAAACAAAAAAAACAUGUAAACCCCUAGCCUAUAGCCCCAUCAAACUGUAUGUGACACUUAACACCAUUUCUCUCCAUGAACCUUUUGUUGUGUGUGUGUGUGUGUGUGUGCCCCAAAAAAGAAGCAAAGCAGCAAAUCAAAGGAAUCUGAUUGAUAUUCACUUAAGAGGGUGGUGGAUGUGGGUGAAGCUAGGUCUCACCACACUAUGCACACACACACCUCCCUCCACACUGCAGUGCUCAUUCUGUGGGCUUUGUUCCCUGGCAGGUUGGACAGGCCUUCACUGUGAGUUGGACAUUAAUGAGUGCCUUCCCCAGCCCUGCAACCAGGGGAUGUGCAUCCAGAACCAGCCUGGCUACGGCUACACCUGCUUCUGUCGCCCUGGAUUUGUGGUGAGGCUUACCCAGCGCACUCUUCCCUUAUUUUUAUCCUUGCCUCUAUUCUCCUUCAUCCCUGUUGCCUCCCCCUCUUUCUCUGUGUCUGUGUGGAGCUCUCUCUCCCCCUUCUUCCCCUCGGUCUCUCUCUCUCUCUCUCAUCCUCUCUCUCUCUCUUUCUCUGUCUCUGCUGUUCUCCACAUCUGUAAUGUUUAGCAUUUCUUUCAAUAUGUUCUUCUUCUUCUUUCUUUCUCCUCCCAGAAUGUGAUGGUGUUAUAUUUAUCCUCCUAGUCAUGGACAGGAUAAGACUGAAUAUUUACCCUCUAGUACUGGACAGGAUAAGACUGAAUAUUUACCCUCCUAGUCAUGGACGAGGAUAGGCAAGGCUGAAUAUUUACCCCUCCUAAUCAUUGGACAGGAGUAAGGCAGAGGUCUGUAAUAUUUAACCCUCCUAAGCAUGGGCAGGAAUAAGGCGAAGGCUGGAAUAUUUACCCUACUAGUCAUGGACAGGAUCAGGCCGAUGGCUGAAUAUUUUACCCUCCUAUGUCAUGGACAGGAUAAGGCAAUCGAAUAUUUACCCUCCUAGUCCUGACAGGAUGCAUGACAGACCUAAGACUGAAUAUUUACCCUCCUAGUCAUGGACAGGAUAUGCAGGCUGAAUAUUUACCCCCUAGUCAUGGACAGGAUGAGGAGACUGAAUAUUUACCCUCCUAGUCAUGGACAGGAUGAAGAAAUAUACCUCCUAGUCAGGACAGGUGCUGAAUAUUUACCCUCCUUAGUCAUGGACAGUUAGGCAGGACUGACAUAUUUCCCUCCUAUGUCAUGGACAGGAUAAGGCAGAGGCUGAUAUUUACCCUCCUGUCAUGGACAGGAUAAGACUGAAUAUUUACCCUCCUAGUCAUGGACAGGAUAAGGACAUGAAUAUUUACCCUCCUUGUCAUGGACAGGAUAAGGCAGAGCUGAAUAUUUACCCUCCUAGUCAUGGGAAGUGAUAAGGCAGAGGCUGAAUAUUUACCCUCCUAAUCAUGGACAGAAUAAGGCAGAGGCUGAAUAUUUACCCUCUAGUCAUGGACAGGAUAAGGCAGAGGCUGAAUAUUUACCCUCCUAGUCAUGGACAGGAUAAGGCAGAGGCUGAAUAUUUACCCUCCUAUCAUGGACAGGAUAAGGCAGAGGCUGAAUAUUUACCCUCCUAGUCAUGGACAGGAUAAGGCAAGGCUGAAUAUUUACCCUCUAGUCAUGGACAGGAUAAGGCAGAGGCUGAAUAUUUCCCUCCUAGUCAUGGACAGGAUAAGGCAGAGGCUGAAUAUUUACCCUCCUAGUCAUGGACAGGAUAAGGCCAGAGGCUGAAUAUUGACCCUCCUAGUCAUGGACAGGAUAAGGCAGAGGCUGAAUAUUGACCCUCCUAGUCAUGGACAGGAUAAGGCAAGAGGCUGAAUAUUUACCCUCCUAGUCAUGGACAGGAUAAGGCAGAGGCUGUAAUAUUUACCCCUCCUAUCAUGGACAGGAUAAGGCAGAGGCUGAAUAUUACCCUCCUAGUCAUGGACAGAUAAGCAGAGGCUGAAUAUUUACCCUCCUAGUCAUGGACAGGAUAAGGCAGAGGCUGAAUAUUUACCCUCGUAAUCAUGGACAGAAAUAGGCAGAGGCUGAAUAUUUACCCUCCUAGUCAUGGACAGGAUAAGGCAGAGGUUGAGUUCCAUAUGGCACCCUAUUCCCUAUACAGUACACUACUCUUGACCAGAGCCCUAUGGGCCCUAGUCAACAGAAGUGCACUACACACGGUGCCAAUUAGCAUAGGGUGCCAAUUGGGCCGUAUUCAGAGAGAGGUUAUUUAGUUCAGUAUCCCACCACCGUAGAUGUCAGCUGCAGGCGUUUGAGAUCAUUUCUCCUGCUGAUACACAUAAUUGACAUCCUUAUUAAGGUGGCUCGAAUCCUGUCUUCCUUACCAAGCAUCUCAGUGCUAGAGGUGUCUCUACAGACCCCUGAUUCGAUUCCAGGCUGUAUCACAAUCCGACCGGUGAUUGGGAGUCACAUAGGGCGGCGCACAAUUGGCCCAGCGUCGUCCGGGUUUGGCCGGGGUAGGCCAUCAUUGUAAAUAAUAUAUUUUUUUUUAAAGCCCAUGUGUGUGUUUCAAAUGGCACCCUAUUCCCUAUGUAGUGCACUACUUUUGUCCAUGACCUCACAUCAUAGACGGAAUUAUACUCAUAAAUCUAAGGGAAUGGCUAAGAAAAUAAAAUAAUAUUUCUGUUAGAUUAGAUUAUAUAGCUGUGGUCUAAUCUAAUUUGACUAUUUCUAUGGUCUUUUAAUGUUUAUCUAUCUUUCUGUUUCUGUAGUCUAACGUCUAUCUCUGUUUGACAUGUACAGGGGAAGAACUGUGAGCACAAUUACGAUGACUGCCUGCUCCAGCCGUGUCCGGGAGGAUACUCCUGUGUUGAUGGUAUCAACAAGGUCAGCUGUCAGCCAGCCGAGGGGGACAUGUCCUCUGUGCCCUGGGAGCCUUCUAUAACACAAACCCCAUGGGGCUCUCUGCUCACCACGUCACCAGUGUCACCGUACAGUGAACAACCAACAGGUAUGGAGGUCAAUCGUAAGACCACAGUCGUAUAA
Coregonus sp. 'balchen' is the source of this 20293-nucleotide messenger RNA. The record is from the annotation of a GenBank genome assembly. NCBI's taxonomy places the organism in Eukaryota, Metazoa, Chordata, Actinopteri, Salmoniformes, Salmonidae.